AUGGAUGUGUUGGAUGAGCUCGAUGUCGUUCUAAGCCGAUUGGAGCCAGAUAUUGGAUGUAAUGAGUCAACAGAUGUUAGUGAUAAUGAGGAAGACAAAGAAGAAGAGUUGAAUAAAAAUAAUGCUGGCGAUGGGAUGGAAGAUGACAAUACAAUUACAUGUCAUAAUAAGGAUUCGCAUAACACCAGGACUGGAUGUGAACAUGCGUUAACAAUAAUAACAACUGGUAACCAGGAGGACAACAUGAGAAUUUCACAUGAGGUUGGUGAUACAAGUUCUCCGUGUCACGUAGCACAUGAACAAAUUGAACAUAUUGCUGCAUCCUCAGAAGCUAAAAAGAGGUUGAAUUUUAAUGUGGAUGUUAUAAAUCUGAGUAUGCCGGAUCGUGCAAGACCAAAGGGCCGGACAAUCAAAAAUUCAGAAGAUAGGGUUAUGAGACUAGGUGCGAAAGGAGAGAAAAAGAAGAAUAGGAGAUGCCAUUUGUGUGGAAUAGCAGAUGGGCAUAACAGCAGAACAUGUCUGUCUGUGGAAGAGAACAGGGCAAGGCUAGCAAAACUGUCUAAUCGAAAGAGAGGACGGCCAGCCGGAUCAAGACUAAACAAUAAAUCAACUGCUCCACAGUGGAAUGAAACAUCGACUGCAAAAAAACAUCGUAUUGAUGAAGAAGUGGAAAAUGAAGAAGCCGAUGAACAUAUGGAUUUGGGCGAAUAA
Molecule: messenger RNA, 711 nt
Organism: Zea mays
Lineage: Eukaryota; Viridiplantae; Streptophyta; Magnoliopsida; Poales; Poaceae
Exons: 5
Coding region: 1-711 (236 amino acids)
Source: RefSeq, a predicted model, not a curated record